This is a messenger RNA of Cucumis melo (muskmelon), 1930 nucleotides long. RefSeq names its product stress enhanced protein 2, chloroplastic. Gene Ontology annotation, biological process: cellular response to high light intensity. Lineage: Eukaryota; Viridiplantae; Streptophyta; Magnoliopsida; Cucurbitales; Cucurbitaceae. The record is from RefSeq and is a predicted model, not a curated record. The transcript has 2 exons. Bases 958 to 1554 code for a protein of 198 amino acids.
GGGACUGCAUCGUUAUAGUGACUAUAAAUAUUGUCAUAUAGUGAAGUUCGUGGACUAAAUUGUUUAAAAAAUCGAAAGGAAAUAAACCAAUAUUAUUAGUUUCAUGAAAGAUUAGAGACCAAAACCUGAAUUUAAGGAAGAAGUAAAAAAGAAGAGAAGUAUAGUUUUAAAGGAAAGGGUUUUAUUAUUGGGAAUGAGAGAAAAAGGAUAGCCAUAUAAGUCAUUGGUUUGGAUUUGAAUAUAUCGUAUCCCAAAUUUAUACCUCUUCAUGAAGGAUAAAGGAUAUACGUUAUUUUGUGGCUGUCAUGUCAAACUUCAAAUGAAUUCAAGAAAGAAACAGAAAGCCCAUCUCAAACUCAAACAAAAGGUGUGGAAUGAAAUCUGCUGAAGUUCUGAAGCCAAACUUGGAAGACGGUCUAAUUUUGUCAUAUAACAAUAAAUACCAAAGAAUUAAACCUAAAGCUAUCUCAUGAGAUUAAUUAAGAUGCUCGUGGAUUUUUGGGAGGAAAAUAGGUGCUUUAUCUACUAAUAGAAAUUGUCAGGGUAAGACUAUACCUCUUUAAAUAAAAUUGUUAAAACAUAUAUUCUUAAUUGAGAAUUUAAAAUUCUUCACUUACAUAUGUGUUAUUUAUUCUGGUUUUCUUUGAUCAAUCCUAAAUUUCGAAUGCCAAAUCUUUGAAUGUACUUUAUAUGUCCAUGAUUUUACAUUUGUCACUCAUUGUCUAUCACUUUAUUACUAAAAAUUGUAGUAAUUGCAAUUAUUAUUAUUAGGAUAGAUUAAAAAUAUCUGUAUGCGCUAAAAUAGAAAUAAAAAUAAAAAUUGAAAAGAGCGUUAGCGAACAAGAAAGGCGCCACGUAAUAUCCUUCAAUCACCUCUUACGUGUACGCAAAGUCCGUUUUCAUUUCUUCUUUUUCACUAUUCAUAUUCUUCCAAAUAUUUCUCUCCAAUCUGCUUCCAUGGCUGCGCCGCCGCGCUCCGUUCACUAUCAAUUCCGCUCCUCCUUGCCCGACGUUCCCCCACGAUCGCCGUCUCUUUCCGUUUCCCUUCCCAAACUUAAGCCUGCCGAUUCGGAAACUACCCCAAAGAUCGUUCUGCAGCCUCGUUUAUGCACUCUCAGAUCCUUCGGAUCCGAUCCGCUCGUUCCUAUCAAGACUAAGAGAGUAUCUACUCGAGACGAUGCUUCAAACGACGAAGUUUCUCCGUUCUUCGUGACUCUGUCGGAGUACAUCGAGAGUUCGAAGGAUAGCCAUGAAUUCGAGAUCAUCUCCGGCCGCCUCGCUAUGAUUGUGUUUGCGGCGACUGUAACAAUGGAGGUAGUCACCGGAAAUUCAGUAUUCAGAAAGAUGGAUCUGGAAGGGAUUGAGGAAGCAUUAGGAGUAUGUUUGGGGGCCGUUACCCUGGCGGCCAUUUUCGCUUUCUCCUCCAACGCUCGAAACAGAGUAGGUCGAAUCUUCAGCAUCAGCUGCAAUACCUUCAUCGAUUCGCUUAUUGAUCAGAUCGUCGACGGUCUUUUCUACGAAAACGACACCGGCGAUUGGUCCGACGACACUUGAAUGCUCCGGCGUUGGAAACAGAGAGGUAAGUAAUUUGUGUAUAUAAAUUAUUAAAUACAAGUGGAAUUGAAAUACAUUCAAUUCAACGGUGUAAGUAAUUUAUGCAUACGUAUAUAGAUGAACUUCAUCUGAAUUGAGAAAGAAUCUGAAAUAGCUAAAGGGUUGAGUAAUUUUGAUUAUGUUUUGUUAUUCUAAGCCCAACUAUUUCAUGAUUGAAGAAGUUCCACUUCUUUUUAGGUAAAAAUUUAGAGAAGAAUGCAUGAAAUGUAAAAUCAUACUAAGCUUUUAUAGUGAGACAUUGCUAUUUAGGCAAAUGUCUAUAUAUAUAUAUAUGCAUGUGUGUGUGUAUAUACAUACAUAUGUGGAAUUAUAUGCA